This is a messenger RNA of Sinocyclocheilus grahami, 543 nucleotides long. Its product is annotated as gastrula zinc finger protein XlCGF67.1-like. The transcript has 3 exons. Gene Ontology annotation, biological process: regulation of transcription by RNA polymerase II. The coding region runs from base 1 to 543 and encodes 180 amino acids. The record is from RefSeq and is a predicted model, not a curated record. Gene Ontology annotation, molecular function: DNA-binding transcription factor activity, RNA polymerase II-specific. Lineage: Eukaryota; Metazoa; Chordata; Actinopteri; Cypriniformes; Cyprinidae. Gene Ontology annotation, cellular component: nucleus.
AUGCGAAAUAACCCCGUUCCUGAAGCCUGGAAGCGCUCAUUGUGGCAGAAAUGCACCGGUGUUGGUUUGCAAACUGCUGUAAAUGAUAAAGAAGAAGAGUGGCAACGCAACGUGUGUUUCCCAAACAAGCAGGAGACCCUGCAGAAUACACAUCUGAGAGACAUUCCUGUAGAGACGGAGUUUGUUGAGAAGCUGAGAGAGCUGAAAGAACAGAAACCCUCGCAAGAAGCCGGUAAUGCGUUCGUCUGCCCCGAGUGCGGGAAGAGUUUCACACAUAAAGGACACUUCAAUGAACACGUGAAGAUCCACUCUGGAGUCGAGUCCUUCAGCUGCCCUCACUGUCAGAAGAGCUUCACCUGUAGAGGACACCUGAAACGCCACAUUCACAUCCACACCGGCGAGCGUCCGUACGCUUGCGAUCAGUGCGGGAAGAGCUUCAAGUGCACCACCAACCUCAAAGACCACCAGCGCUCUCGCACUCGGGAGAACGAGCCUUCAGAUGCCAGCAGUGAGGGAAGAGCUUCAUUCUGGCGUCCAACCUGA